Pezoporus occidentalis (night parrot) is the source of this 2354-nucleotide messenger RNA. RefSeq names its product DEAD-box helicase 28 (gene DDX28). Gene Ontology annotation, molecular function: RNA helicase activity; mRNA binding; ATP binding. NCBI's taxonomy places the organism in Eukaryota, Metazoa, Chordata, Aves, Psittaciformes, Psittacidae. Bases 53 to 1678 code for a protein of 541 amino acids. The transcript has a single exon. The record is from RefSeq and is a predicted model, not a curated record.
UCUGCUCACAGCGUCAUCGGGCAGCGCCGCCACCGCCACGUGAAAGGCAGUUAUGGCGCUGAGUCGCGGCGGGGCGGUGGCUGCUUUCCCGCUGGUUCCGCGGCGCUUGACGGCCACCGGGGCGGCGGAGGGCGCGGCGCCCCCCGAGAACGUGGUGCGCGUCCCCUGGGCCCUGCGGGUGCGGCUGCAGCGGGCCGCGCAGCGCCGUGAGCGCAAGCAAGGAAAGGCUGCGGCGCCGCCAACCGGGAAGCUGCUGCUGCGGAGCCGGCGGCCAGAGCUGAGCCAGCCCCGCUGGCAGACGGUGGGGCGCUGGGAGCAACCGCAGCUGGUGUCGGCAGGCUGGAAGCACAGGAAGGCCUGCGGGGACUACUUUCAGCUGGAGCCCUCACAGGCGGCGGCUCCGGCCCUGCAGGCGCCGCCGCCUGAUGCGGGGCAGGGCCCGUCCUUUGAGGAGAUGGGGUUGCAGCCGGCGCUGCUAGCCGGCCUGGGAGGCCUCUCCAUCAGCCGUCCCACGGCGGUGCAGCGCAUCACCAUCCCCGCGCUGCGCCGCGGUAGGAGCGCCCUCUGCGCCGCCGAGACCGGCAGCGGGAAGACUCUGGCCUACCUGCUGCCGCUGCUGGACGGGCUGCUCUCCCGCCCCCCGGCGCCGGAGGUGGAGGCGGCGGGGCCGCCGUCGCCCCGAGGGCUGGUGGUGCUGCCGUCGCGGGAGCUGGCGCUGCAGGUGGGCGCGGUGGCGGCGGUGCUCUGCCGGCCGGCAGGGCUGCAUGUGCGCGGGCUCACAGGCGGAGGCGCGGCCGGCGGGCUGCGGAGGCAGCUGCGGGCCCCGCCGCCGGGCCCCGCUGUGCUGCUGGGCACCCCCGGGGCGCUGCGAGAGGCGCUGCGGCGGCGCUUCCUGGCUUUGGAGCGGCUGCGCUGGAUAGUGCUGGACGAGGCGGACACCCUGAUGGAUGACUCCUUCGCGGGGAUCCUGGAGGAGAUCCUGGCACACGCGCCCCUGGCCGUUGGUGCGCCCGGGCCAGCUGGCCCGGGGGAAGAGAGGACCCAGGUGGUGGUGGUUGGAGCCACAUUCCCCACGGGGCUGAGCCAGACGCUGGGGAAGUUCACCGAUGUGGGCCAGUUUGUCACCCUUGCCACCCAGAGCCUGCACCGCCUGCCACCCCAUGUCCAUCAAAAGUUUGUCCGCAUCAAAGGUCAGGACAAGCUGCCUGAACUGCUGCAGCUCCUCAAGGACCACCCAGCAUCCGGUGGGGCUAUUAUUAUCUUCUGUAAAAGUGCCAGCACUGUCAACUGGCUGGGUUAUAUCCUGGAUGACCACAAAAUCAAGCACCUGAGGUUGCAGGGACAGAUGUCAGCAGCUGCUAGAGCUGACAUCUUUGCCUUAUUCCAGAAGGGUGACGUGUCUAUCCUUGUCUGCACUGACCUUGCCUCACGCGGGCUGGACACCAGCAGUGUGCACCUAGUGGUCAACUAUGACUUCCCAGACACCCUGCAGGACUACCUGCACCGCGUGGGGCGAGUUGGACGGGUUGGAAGCAAGACACCUGGAGCUGUGGUUAGUUUUGUUACCCAUCGGUGGGAUGUGGACCUGGUGCGGAAAAUAGAGACUGCAGCCCGGAAAAGGACAGGUCUCCCAGGCAUGGACUCCUCUAUUAAUAAAUCUUCACCUAACAGGGGUUGAUUCAGAUUGCCAAGCAGUAAUAUAUGGCCUAAGUGUGAAGUCAUUAAGGCAGAGCAAAUGAGCUUCUGUGUGUAAGUUAGGCUGGAAGAAUAGAGGAUUGAGUUCCCGAACCAGGUGACCAGGUUAACUCAGUGCAGUGUUCUUUAAGCUGCAGUAGUCAUGUCCAGAGGCAUCACAGUUCAUAGCUUUCCAGAAGGAAGUUUGUGAGUAGUAACAUAAUGCCUUUGAAGAAGACUGAAGAAUUAUCAGUUGACUUUGUUUAUUUUUGUUUAGACUUCUAACUUGAAUCCAUAUCAGAAUGAAAGCAUGCCUGUAUGAUGUGCAGCUCUCGUGUUUCAUUGCUUCCUACCACCAGCAGCUAAACGUUCGUUGUUGAAGCUUUAAAAUUACUACUGUGGCCGGAAAGAAAAUGAAAAUAUUUUACUAACUUAAGUGAUUAUAGGUACAUGUAGAAAGACUAAAGGACAAAUUGUAUCUGAUUUUCUUGUGAUGUAGCAGUUCAUCCAGAGAAUUCUAGACUAGAUAAUUCUUUAUCUUAUUUGGUGGGAACAAGAAGGCACAAUAAAGCAUGAGGCUUUUUCAGGGUCUUAAUUUGGCAUUUUAUAGUCACCUUUCACUGAGAAAUGGGAUCUUGCUGCUUUGUGUUCUAUUAAAUAAAUUUUUUAAAAGCCUUUAA